AUGUCACAGCCCGGGACUGUCUCCGGGGACACAGGGCUGCCUGUCUGGGCGAUCACCGGCUCCCAGGCGUGGGGGGGCAGUGAGGGGCAGGAGCCUCCGUUUGCACCGGAGUGGCUGCCGGAGAAGCAGCUGGCCACCCUGUCCCUGAACCCCGCGGAGGAAGAGGAUGUUGACCUUGGAGAUGCCCCCAAAGAGAUGCCCCCCACUCCUGCCCCCGCCGACCCGCAGCAGCCCCUCCCGGGGCAGAAUCCGGUGAGUGACAGCGGCUGCCGGGAGCACGGAGGAGAACUGAGCUGGUUCUGCUGCCAGGAGCUCCGGCUGAUUUGCCCCGAGUGCCGGACCCGGGGCAGCUGCCAGUCCCACAGGACCAAGCCGGCGGAGGAGAGAGCCGCCCAGCUCAGGAAUAAGAUCGUGGAUCAGUGUGAGAAGCUGCAGCUCCAGACGGCUGGCAUCGAGAAGUAUCUCGCCGAGGCUCUGCCAGCCAAGAUCCCGCGAGUGGCGAGCACAGCCAGAGCGGCCAGAGAGCUCGUCAUCCAAAGACUGAUCUUCAUCCGGAACGUGUGUGAGAAUGAGGAGCAGAGGCUCCUGGAAGAGGUUCACGCCGAGGAGGAGCGAGCCCAGCAAGGAAUCCUCACUCAGCGAGCCCACUGGACGGAGUCCGCGCGGAAACUCUCCAGCAUCCGGACGUACCUGGUGGACAUGCUGACCAAGCUGGACGACGUUAGCCUUAUCAAUUCCGCGAAUGAGAUGGAGGAGAGGACGGAGGAAGCGGAAGGAAUUCUGGAGCCUCAGGAGUCGGAGAAGUUAAACUUUAACCCGGGUUGUGUUCAGAGUCCAUUACUGAACAGGCUGUGGGCUUCCUCCGUGCUGUGCUGCACCACCGUUUGCGAAGAGCUCACGCUCGACGAGAAGACCAUCAGUCCUCUGCUGCUGCUGUCGGAAGGCAACGUCUUGACAUUUCUGCAGAAAAAGGCCAAGAGCUACCCAGACGGGCCCGAGCGCUUCAACCACUGGCCCAACUGCUUUGCCGCCAAUUCCUUCCAGAGCGGAAUCCACGCUUGGAAAGUCAACGUGGAGAGCAGCUGCGCCUACAAGCUGGGGGUUGCUUACGGGUCCCUGGCGCGCAAGGGGUCCGGGAACGAUGCCAGGCUGGGUUAUAACGCAGCCUCCUGGGUCUUUUCCCGCUAUGACAAAGACUUCCGCUUCUCGCACGAUUCCCGGCACGACUCCGUGGAGCUGCUCAGGGGCCCCAAACACGUCGGCGUGCUGCUGGAUCUGGACGGGGGGGAACUGAUCUUUUUUGACCCCGGCUCGUGCGUCGUUCUCUAUUCCCAUCGCGUAAAGUUUGCGGCCCCGGUUUUCCCCGUGUUCGCGGUGGCUGACGACAGCAUCCGCCUCGUGAAGUGAACCAAUCACAGAC
Spea bombifrons (plains spadefoot toad) is the source of this 1420-nucleotide messenger RNA. It is a transcript of the gene BSPRY, whose product is annotated as B-box and SPRY domain containing. The coding region runs from base 1 to 1407 and encodes 468 amino acids. The record is from RefSeq and is a predicted model, not a curated record. Lineage: Eukaryota; Metazoa; Chordata; Amphibia; Anura; Pelobatidae. The transcript is spliced from 6 exons. Gene Ontology annotation, molecular function: protein binding.